AGUUUAGCUAAUCAGAAAACUUCUAAAUUGGUCAGUUUAUAAGAUUUGUAUUGGGUUUUUCAGUUAAGUCAUGGUGGUUUUUUUUCACUCUUUCUUUAAUUUCCCAGGCAGAAAUAUAUGUUGGUUAACCACCAGUCUACAAGGCAGUCAUCAAUCCUUCCCUCCAGCCAGGCAGCGAGUCAGCUGGUCGGGGAGGGGAGUGUCUCUCUGCUCUUUUGCCUCUAGCUCAACGAGAGUCAGUCCCCCAGUCGUCCAGAGUCUUACACAGUCACACAGUCACUCCUAUAGUCAGUCAGUCAGUCAGUCAGUCCAUCCGUCUGUGGGUGUAGAUGCAGGGCUGCUGGUCAGCUGCUCUGGAAGGCCGGUAUCUCCCUGAGGAUCUCACACUGCAGAAUCAGCUGAGGAGCCGCUGACUGAGAGGUUAAUUGCGGUCAUCACUAUGACUGAUGGGGAUUAUGACUACCUUAUAAAGCUCCUUGCCCUGGGGGACUCCGGCGUGGGGAAGACCACCUUCCUGUACCGAUACACAGACAACAAGUUCAACCCCAAGUUCAUCACCACAGUCGGCAUUGACUUCAGGGAAAAGAGAGUGGUGUACACACAGACCAACCCCACUGGGGCGGCCACGGGGAAAACCUUCAAAGUUCACCUUCAGCUAUGGGACACAGCUGGACAGGAGAGGUUUCGCAGCCUGACAACGGCGUUCUUCAGGGACGCCAUGGGGUUCCUGUUGAUGUUUGAUCUCACCAGCCAGCAGAGCUUUCUCAACGUCAGAAACUGGAUGAGCCAGCUACAGGCCAAUGCCUACUGUGAGAAUCCAGAUAUCGUGUUGGUAGGAAACAAGGCGGACCUGGCCGACCAGCGGGAGGUUCAGGAGAAACAGGCCAAAGAGCUGGCCGAUAAAUACGGGAUCCCCUACUUCGAGACCAGUGCAGCGACAGGUGCUGAGGUGGACAAGUCGGUGAUAACGCUGCUGGACCUGGUCAUGAAGAGGAUGGAGCAGUGUGUUGACAAACCACCAGCAGAGUCAGCCAAUGGGAACGGGGCCACAAAGCUCACCGAUUCGCAGUCCAGUGAGAAGAAAUGUGCAUGCUAGAUGAAGAGGUGAUUCAGGAAAAACAACCAGUCCAGCCCUCCUCUGUUGUCUGUCCUUUUGGCUCGCCACACUCCCACCUUCGAUUGAUUUCUCUUUCUUUUAUUGCACAUCGUUCACUCUCUUUUCUCUGAAACUAACCAUGAUCCAUCCUCUGCUCAUUUUUCUUUUCUCUUCACCCCUGGUUUCUCCCUUCUCCUGUCCGCCACCCUGGCAAUGAAACAACCCUGUCCCCCUCUAGUGGACAUUGAAGGUGAUACAUUCUCAGCCUGUCUGCCUUUGAGCUCCUUACGGAGGAAAUUAAAACAGACAGGUGAACGUUUCCUCACUGUCAGACACAUAAUGUGCCUCGUUAAAACACGCAACCUGGGAAUUAAGCUCUGCAAGCUCCCAUUUCUGUUCUCAAAAAGUGGCUUGAGUGAUGUGAAGUGAUCUAAAAUGGCUUAAAUAGGUGUUUAAAUCUAUGUUUUUCAACUCUUUGAAGUCUUAUAUGUGUGUCAAAUUGUAACGGAUGAAUGAUCGUGCUGCCUUUUUCGGCCGUCAUUGGAUGACAGACUAAUCUGGGCCGCAAAGAGUUUAACAUCAGGCUGUUUUUGUUGAAAAUGAAGUCGUAAUUGUCUCCUAAAACAUUUCCUUUUUGAUCAGGCUGAGCAGUGACCAAUCAAAAAAAAAAAUCUCCCCAUUUCCUACUGUCACGGAUGCUGUACCCAUUUUUUGUUUAAUAUGCUCCAAGCCGUUUUGUCUUUUUGACGGAUUGGAAAAGUAAAGAGUCCAAAAAGGCGUUGGAGUUGUUGAUACCCGGGUGAUCGUUGCUUUUCUUGGCUUAUUAUGAUUCUUUUUAACAUGCAGUCUCUGAUAACAUAUUGAGCAGUAAUUACAUUUUUUGUUAAGUUAAUUUCAACAUGUUAGGUAGAUAAAUAUAAGGGCCUGUAUAAUACUUAACAUUUGUAACAAUGAGCUAAAUUAACGAGAAAACAAGGGUUUAUCGCCUGUAUACAAUUCAAUUGUGAAUAAUCACACACACCACUAAGUAGGUUAUUUUCUGUAUUGUUAGCAACAAAUACUAUUAUUUUGGAUCAACACAAUUGACCAAACAUGAUUUCUGUUGGUAUUCAUUCAUAAAAAAAACACUUGUGUCUCAAAAGUCUGUAGCAACCUGCCUCCACUUUGAAGCUAACUAACCAGAUACUAGCUAAUGCUUAGCAGUGUUAGCGAUGGCUAAAAGCAACAUGCUAUUAUUGACGAAGCAACAACUGACUGUUUUGGAGUAAAGAUGAUAUUUUUGUAGCUCCAUAUGAAGACGAAUCCAACAUUCUCUCCAUACUGCGGUCAUAGAGUUGGUUGUUGCUCAUGUUAUGCUAAUGCUAUGUAUCUGAAUUCCCUGUCUGACUUUUGACACCAACUAUCAACAACAAAUAGCUUUUAUAAGGUUAGCUAAGGUAACCCAGCCAGCUAAGCUCUUCUUGGAAACUUUGGCGUUUUCUCAUACAGACACCGGAUAGUUUUUAUCCUGUUCCUGUUUCCUAUUGCCACACAUUUAAUAACUUCAGCUAGCUCUCCGUUAGCUAGCUGGUUUGUCAGACGUCGCUGAUGUAAAGCUAACUGUACAUUACACCUUCAUGAUGGUACCCGACUGGAGUGGUCAUUCAUAUUGUAAGACAAAUAUGGGUACAGCAUGCAAUGGAGGACUAAAACCUGCAUCGUUUAUCAUUAAUAUAGUGUGUCCAUGCCUAGACCAGGAAAGACGUGUUGUUUCACUGACCUACUGCCUUGGCUUUUAAAGCAUUGUUACACUGGUGGAACAGAUAUUUAAUCUAUUUUGGAGUUUGAGAUACAUCUGCUGAGAUAUCUGCUGCCCUGGAGGUGCCAAUUUGCAAAUGAAAGAUUUUUCAUCCAUUAAUAUAUAAAAAAAGAUGUCUUCUUUCCAGAUCCAUCAAAGAUGUAAAAGAGGCCCAAUGUAAUUCAAUAUAAAUGGAUUUGACCAAAUGUAUGACUGGAGGGGACCAUUAUAACAAAAUGGCAUAAUUAUUAUGCAAAUAGAUAUUUCUGAUUUGUCAGUUGGGUGACGUCAUGUUGUCAGGGCAGCCAAUAGCAGACGAUGUCUCAUCUCUUUGUAACAGAUAAUCAGACAGUGAAAUGUCGCUUUAAGGCCACACAUAUGACCAAUGUUGUUCAAAUAUUUAUAUUAAAACAAACGUAUUAUUAUUUGUGUUGUCAUAUUUUAGUUGUAUUCUUUAUAUCUCACACUUCAAUUUCUUUUUUUUAGUUACCAUGUCUAUAAAAGAAAGUUAUCUGAAGUUUUAUUUUGGUUUGUUUCAUUUUUUCAUUGCCUAGUGCUCUUAACCCCCCCCCCCCCCCCCCCCCAAAAAAAAACCCCAAAAAACUAACGUAUUCAUCUACAAAAUGUUUAAAAAAGUGACGCACCCUCUAGGAAGCUUGGACCUUGUGUGUUCCUCACACUCAGCAACCUGUCUCCUGACAUUAGCAAACUGCUUCAGGCAUCAUGCAGGUGUCCUGGUGGAGCCAGGAAUGGCCCGCUGACACCUUCUCCCUCAGCUACGUCACCUCAGGGAGCUUUGGUGAAUUCCUGCUGCUCCUGUAGAUGUUCUGCUGGCACGCCUUCCCCAUGUGCAUAAGCAGAUCUGUUCCCUCAGCAGAGAACCAUUCGCUCCUUUACCUUGUUUGCAACAUGCAAAACUCAGUGGACGCUGCUUUGAAAGGGAACGGGCGACUGCCUCUGUGAUUGGCUGGAUUCAAGUUCCACUCAGAACACAAAUACAAAUAAUAAGGUGUCUGAAUACACCUUCUGGCCUCUCCCUCUUUAGUUUGCAUCACAUUUUGUAACAUUUAACGAGCAAAAGUGUAGUUUUACACUCCCUUUAAGUGCUACAGUGAUAAAUAUAUACAAUGUUGAUUAUUAAUUAUAAAUGGUUUGAAUAGAGCCCCUUGAGAAAUCUGUGGACCAAUUUUUUGUCAUGUUCUUUUUUUUUUGCUUAACACUACAUUGUUUUUUGCUCAUGAAAUCAUGCUACAGUUUCAACUCAGUUCAGUUUAAAAGGCUCAGUUGUUUUUUUAUGAGGAUGCCAUGCAAGAGCACAGCUCAACAUCAGUUUGACAAAAAAAUAUCCAAAUUGACUUUUUUUUUAAGGGUUCAUUCAGCUUGGAUUUGAAGAUGUUGUCUUUAGUUUUAAGUGCGACCCACCUUCUUUACUAACAUGGAGUAUUACCUUGAUCUGCCUUACGUUACAAAACAUGUUCAGUCAACUCGAGGUGCAGCGUGUACAAGAGGAAUUAUCUUUUUACUUUACAAAUGUUGGCAGAUUAAUCAUCGUGUCAUCCUUCAGUUUACACAACAUUUCCAACCGCAUUUUAUAAAGAUUACAAAAUCACAUCAUUUGAUUUUUCAAUAGUGCAUACAUUACUUUUAUCAGUCAGUAUUGUGCUCUCUGGAUCCAUAAAAAACAACACUGUUAAGGUUUUUUAAAACGAACUCAACCCUCAUUCUGCUGAGAAAAUUACCAACGAGAAUGUGUUUUUAUUUUAUUUUGUGUUUCUCGUUGUUGUUGUUGAACAGCCACGCAGAGUCGUCUGCCAGCAGCUGAUCUCAGUGCCAUAUUAAACACCCACUGCUGUUAAUACGCUGAUCACAAUGAAACAAGGAGAUGGCUCACGUUGUUACAUUCUCUGCCAGUUUCUCAUCAGCAUUACACUGGAUAAUGUCCACAGAUAAUGGUGUAUCUUUUAAGAUUUGUUUUCAUGGUUUCUCAGUUGAUUCACAGUUCACUAAUUGAACUUCAAGUAUGUAAGUAUUACUUCAAUAGAAGGUCAGGUUAUUUUGUUUAUUUACUUAUUUCUGAACACUUCCCUUGCAACUUCCCUUCAUGAGUCACGUCCUGUAACAUUAAAGCAGGCGAUAUGUCAGUUAUAUCACAUUUGACCUUAAAGUUGUUUGAAGCUGCAUGACUGAUAUUUAUAUUCUUGAUGACAGUGACACAAGCAGAGAAAGGCCUCGGCAUCACCUUAUAUACGUUGAGAGUUACAAAUAAAAAGAGCUAUAAAAGAGCUCUCUUGUUGGUAGACUUAUAUGACCAGCUCAUGGCUGACUUUGUCGUCUUGCUGUUUGAUGCGGGGCAGGUAUAAACAGUGGUUUCAAGCUGAAAUUGUCAACCUUUUAACUUAUAAAGGGAUUUACUAAGACUCUAAAAACAAAACAAUAAGCUAAAAGAGGCUAAAAUAUUGUACAGAGUUGCAUCAUUCCAUUUCGGGUAAAUUUCUCCUGUCAUUUUUUUUUUCAUUAUCCAGUGAAAUGAUAACUUUGUACACCAUCAGUACGACACACAAAAGCAGGGCUGUCAGGAUGUAUUUUGAACUUUGAGGACCUGUAGUUGGACAUUUGUCAGUUUCUUUAUGUAACACAACGUGAUUGCAGAUACAUUGAACUUGGAAGUUGCAAGAUAAAAGAUCAUCAAUUUAGUUUUACCGUAAAACUUCAAAUAAAAGCCCAUCCCAAUUUAAGGCCCAGUCCCUUUUACUAGCCCGAUGUUGCUGCACAUUUUGACAAAUAAAUGCAGGUCUCAAUUAGAGGCCUCUGUGCAUUAAGUGUUGUUUAGUUUGCGGAUCAAAAUAUAUUAACAAGGGGGUCUCCCUCUCUCUUCCACCGUCCAGCAGGUGGGCAUGGUUGGGCUGUCAAAGCUAAACAAAGAUCAAAUCAAAUAAAGGAUUUUUAAUUUAAUGUGUUGAGUGAUAUCCUAAUUUUGUCCAAAGUUAAAUAUUCUUUUUACUUAAUUUUACAAUUUGAAAGUCUGUCCAAUAUUUCCUGUGCAUGAAUUUAGUCUCUUAGUGACGCCUGUACCAAAAAAAGGGUUAGGUCAUUUUAUAAACUGAAGGAAAUAAAAGCCCGGGCUAUUAGGCUAGUUGAAGUUUAACGGUAUAUACAGCAAACGUUUUAUGUGUAAUGAGUAUUUGAAUUACUUUUUUUUUCACAAUGAAGGAAAAAAGAAAAAGAAAUCAAUCUUUAAGAUCUGCCUUACAGCUCAGAUUAAGUGAGUCAAGGAAACAAAAUGAACCCAUGAAAAUAAUAGUUAACGGAGAUUUAUCAGUCUUUUUAUAGCUGCACAAUUAAUCGCAAAUUCAUUGAAUUUAUUGCGAUAAAUAAAAAUUAAUUAUUUCAUAGCAACAAGCAAAACGUUCUCACUCAGCAUGUAUUCAUUUGACACAUCAGAAGGAGGCUUGGGAACAAUGACCAUGCUUUAACACCAUUUAGAUACAGUCAGAUGCUAGCUAGCAGCUGCCUAGACGCUACGCUCUGAUAAAUUGGUGCCACUUUGGAUGUGAAGGUCAAACAUCUCAGAAACACAAGUGCUGUGUGACAUCUGACGGAUUAUGAAAAGAGAGAAAAACUGAGUUGUCUCGUUAGCGCAAUUUUAAACCGUGUUAUCGCACAUUGCAUAUAUUCCCCGUAUCGUGCAGGCCUACUUUAAAACACUGGCUCUAAAUUUCCAAUCCUCUCGUUAUGGACGUCCAUUUUCCUUACUAUCUCAAACUGAUGCCUUUUAAUUGUGACAAUCUUCUGAACCAAUUUGUCAGCUUUAUCAAUACUUUUAUACGUUGCUCAUUAUAUUCGCUCAGAAUUGAUUUUGAGUUUAUCAUCUGAUGCCUUUUUGCUCAUAUAAUCUGUAUUCAGUCACAUCUCACAUUAACUGACAUGAUGUUGAUUUUCGCUUCCUUGUGCCAUGUUUUCCAUGAAGCAUCUAUCCCACGAGUCUUGAAUGAUUUUUAAUCGUGUUUGUAUUCACUCUGAAAGUUUACAUGAUUUGAGGAGACAGUGUCGUGCCUGUUCUUAACUCUUCUGUCUGAUCUUCUGUAAAAGUUUGUGAGCUACCUACUGGAUAUUUUAAUGCAUUAUUGAUCAUAGAUUUCAAAGCAGAGACAAAAGACACCAGAAAUCAAGAUGUUGUUUUGUGUGCCAGAUAUACUAUAAGAAAAUAAUGACUCAAUCCAAGUACCUCUAAGAGUUUUUAUUUUUGGAAAUCCUCUGUGUGGAGUUCUCUCUGAUGCCUGCAGUUCGUACUCGUUUCUCUUCUGAUUUCACAGUGUGUUUUGAUGCCUGUGUGUGUUUGUUGCACCGUCAGCAUGUUUGACACAUUGAGAAUGAAAUGACCUGCGAUGUGUUUAAUGUUUCUAAUGUCCGAGCUGCAAAUAAAUUUGUGUUUGUUUUA
Labrus mixtus (cuckoo wrasse) is the source of this 7311-nucleotide messenger RNA. RefSeq names its product RAB27B, member RAS oncogene family (gene rab27b). The coding region runs from base 440 to 1096 and encodes 218 amino acids. The record is from RefSeq and is a predicted model, not a curated record. NCBI's taxonomy places the organism in Eukaryota, Metazoa, Chordata, Actinopteri, Labriformes, Labridae. Gene Ontology annotation, biological process: melanosome transport; positive regulation of exocytosis. The transcript has 6 exons. Gene Ontology annotation, cellular component: secretory granule; melanosome. Gene Ontology annotation, molecular function: GTPase activity; GTP binding.